Molecule: messenger RNA, 1322 nt
Organism: Punica granatum (pomegranate)
Lineage: Eukaryota; Viridiplantae; Streptophyta; Magnoliopsida; Myrtales; Lythraceae
Source: RefSeq, a predicted model, not a curated record
AAGCCUUCACACAGAAAAUGGGAUUCUACGAACUCACGUAAACCCUCCAUUUGAAUUUUCCUCCGUUAAUUUCCACUACCUAUAAAAUCAUAAGUUAUCUUCAUCCAUUUCUUCUGCUAUAUAUCGACCUAUCAUUAGCUCUAUCUCUGGAAAUUCCAGUCUUUAUUAUAGGGUCGAAAUAAUCAUGCCUGAUGCCGCUCAAUUGAUGCCCGAGGAUAAGAUCCUUCAAGAGGUUCAUCUACUGGGAAAGGAGACCCAGACCCCUACUCUCGCUCCGAGAAGAUUGGAGGGGAAGGUUGCGAUUGUCACUGGCGGCGCUAGAGGUAUCGGGGAGGCAACAGUGAAGCUUUUCGUGAAACAUGGUGCGAAGGUGGUGAUUGCAGAUAUUGAGGAUGCGGAAGGGACGAGGCUCUCCGACUCAUUAUCUCCCUCGGCAACUUAUGUCCACUGUGACGUCAGCUCGGAACAAGACGUCGAGAACCUAGUAUCCUCCACGGUCUCAAGCUACGGUCACGUUGACAUACUCUUCAACAAUGCCGGGGUGCUGGGAAGCCAGUCGAAACACAAGAGCAUCAUGGACUUAAACGUGGAUGAGCUCGACAGGGUGAUGCACGUGAAUGUUAGGGGAGUGGCCCUUGGCAUGAAGCAUGCGGCCAGGGUCAUGGUUCCCCGGCGGGCCGGGUGCAUCAUUUCCACGUCAAGUGUGGCGGGCGUGAUGGGCGGCCUUGGGCCUCAUGCAUACACGGCCUCAAAGCACGCCAUUGUCGGGCUCACCAAAAACACAGCUUGCGAGCUUGGCAGGUUUGGGAUCAGAGUCAAUUGCAUCUCGCCAUUCGGCUUGGCAACGUCCAUGCUAAUAAAUGCAUGGAGGGACGACGACGAAGAGGAGGGCGAGAGUGUUUUCGGGAUUCUGCGGGCUGAACAGGUAGAGAAGACGGAGGAGUUCGUGAGAGGGCUAGCAAACCUGAAGGGUGACACCCUGAGGGCAAAAGAUGUAGCCGAGGCUGCUCUUUACCUCGCUAGCGAUGAGUCCAAGUACGUCAGCGGACACAACCUUGUCGUGGAUGGCGGAGUGACCACAUCGAGAAACUACGUGAGUUUGUGAGACACACAUUUCAUUUAUUUUUCUUUUUUCUAUCCAUGCUUGUGAAUCUCUUUCAUUAAAAUUGCAGUUCAUUAUUCAACAAAAAAUAAAAAUAAAAAAUAAGCUUCCGAAUAUCAAAAUUUGAGAUGCAAUCAAUGUGAAUUGAUUCAAACGGUUCGGCGCUUGUUCCGCUUAAACAAGGUUUUGGAUUUAACAUAUAUAUUGUGAGAGGGUUGCU